Molecule: messenger RNA, 9462 nt
Organism: Ruditapes philippinarum (Manila clam)
Lineage: Eukaryota; Metazoa; Mollusca; Bivalvia; Venerida; Veneridae
Exons: 5
Coding region: 227-982 (251 amino acids)
Source: RefSeq, a predicted model, not a curated record
GUAAUUUAACGUUUUAUUGGCAUAAUUAUGCACAUCACGUGUCAGUCUCAGCAGCUGAAGCCAGAGAAGGCUGGGCUCUAUUAUUUUGGUUAUUCUAUCAUGUACACUGAGGAGUAAUAAUGGACUAACAGUCUUGUUAAAGUUUCCAUUUGUCAAAAGGAUGUUGACUUUGUUGCCAUUAGAACACCUGACAGCCACCUGAGGGCGAUUUAAGGAGCAUUUUGUAAUGUUUGCGUCUGCUGGGAUACAUGUUUCCCGUGGAUUACGCUAUGGGGAGGCACGGCAUGUUGGGCUGCAUCAUUUUAGCUCAUCUAUGGGCACAUCUAGUCAGAGACCAUUCAGAAAAGGCGUUGUGGUCACAACCGUGUCGGGACUGGUUUUGAUUGUAGGAAUAAUGAUUACCGUACUAGGUUUUAUGGAUGUGUUUGACACUGGCUAUACUAUGAUGGGUAUGUUGAUGAUAGCAGUUUCAGUCCUCUUGUUUCUUGGUGCUUUACGUAUGUUUCUCCUGUCAGCCAAACUUAGGAAGUCAGAAAGAACAUUACAGAUAUCAAGGGGUACAGUUGCAUCCAUGGUGAUAGAGAGGGAAGAUGAACGAGGAACACUGACUGUCGUCAUGGAUACAGUAAAUAUAGAAGCAAGGUGUCGUAGAAGGUCAGAUGAUGGUAGCAGGCCUCCUGAUUAUGCUGAGGCAACCAGUGACUACUAUCCUGAAUCUACCAGUGAAAUUGUUAUAGACACUGUGAAUAGUGACCCGCCUCCUCCAUAUGGUCCACCUACUUAUGAUCAAGCCAUGGCCGAGAAAGAGUCUGAAAUGAGUAUAUCUGAAAUAGAGGAUGACAAUGACAAUAAAUCAGAGCAGGAAAAUAUUAACCCAGGCCAGACUAGUAGCCAGGUACCAGAGACAGUGACAGAACCAGACUGGGAACGAGAUCAAUAUAUUUCACAUGGGUACCAGGACAUGCCUUCAGUGACUAUUUGAAAAGUGUUGGGAUAUACAUAUAGAGCAAUAUUUUAAACCAAAGGAAUAUACUUAUGUAUGAUGUGAUCAUAAUUAUACGCCUUGUUUAUAUUUAGAUCCGUGAAAUAGAAAAUUUAUAUUUUGUCCUUUUUAGGAAGUAUAAAAAAAACCAAAAUUACUGUCAGACCAGUUUAUAUAUAAAGUGCAUGCUAUAAGUAUUGUUAUUGCCAGAUGGCCUUUACGUAAAGAGUGAGACAGGUUGCUCAUUAACCUACAGUUCUAUAUAAAAUGAGACUGUUAAAAUUAAGCAGUUUCUAUUAAGAAAUACAUGUCUGCUUUUGGGCAGGGAUUGACAGUAUUUAGAAUGGGAAAGAGCUUUUUUGUUAGUUGUGUUAAAGGAAUACUUGUAAAUAAUUCAUUUGAUGUCAGUAUUUUCAAUCAUUAAAGAAAUUUAUCAUUGUUUUUCUCUCCUUCAGAAAUUUGAAAAUUUUAUUGUACAGGUUAAUAAUGUAAAGAUCUCACAGUUACUUAAAAUAACUAUAAUAUUGAUAUAUUUUAGGGUAUAAAUUUUUUAUGAAAAAUGAGUUGUUAAAUAUUAAUGAAUGUUACUUUAAUAUGUAAUUUUUUACUUCUAGAUUUCCAGAAAUUUGGUUACUCUCUCCCAAAUAAGACUAGGAUUUGUAACAUUUUCUUUUAAGUAUAAGUACUUUAUGUUAUUAGUUAUAAAGAUGUCUGACAGGUUAUUAAGUUAUAUGGCUCUUUAUAAAUGGUUGUAAGAUAAUAAGGUUAUAUUGUAAAUAACCAUUAAACUUGGCCAUAUAACAUGGAUUAAACUCACUACAGUGUUGAAGCAGUACCUUUAGACGCUUGCAGAAAUCAUGAUCACAAAGUAUAAAAAUAUUGUUUUUUCUCUUGCCGAUUCGUACAUUUUUCAUUCAUUAUCAUACAUAAACUAGUUUGAAAAGAUUCAAUGUUUUAAAGUGCAUUUUGAUAGAUGUAAAGGCGAGAAUUUAGGAUUUAAUCAUUCAAGCGCCCUGUCCAGUACUUACCGGAAUACAGUAUUUAAUGUUGUGCUCCAACACUUUUUAGUCUCACUCUUAUGACAUGUCAGAUAUCUUUAUGAUUAAUAUAUAAAUCAGCAGAAUUACUUUAUUUGAGGAAAAAACUGAUAAAAAUUGACAACAACCGUGUAUAAAGAUUAUAUAAAGGUCAGGAUUAUCCAAUGAAAAGUGACGUUACAUACAAGCAGUAUUAUAAAAUACUUUAUGUACAAUGUUACAAAUCGCUUUGAUAUGUGGUCAGAGAUACAUUUAUGUAGAUAUAGGCAAUUAAGAACAAAAUGCUCAUGUAAUGAGUUGUUUUAAUAAUAGGUUAAUAUGGCAUAUUUAAAUCACAUUAUAGUAAAUACAGAUAUUGUUGAAAACAUCUUUAAUGACAGAAAGCUAAUACUAUAUACAUGUAUAAGGUAUAUUUUUGUAUGUUUUGUGUAUUUUGAUUGUUCAGGAGCAAAUAUGACUAAUGUUUACGGGACCAUAAUUUGAUUUGAUUUUUGAAUGGCUUUUUUUUAUGAAUCCAGGGUUAGAGUUCGCAUUUCUUGAUUUUGUGAAUGGCUUUUUUUUAUCAAAGCCAAAAAUAUGUCUGAAUAGACAAUUCUUGACAUAUUAUAAAGCUUAAAUGAACAAGCAAAAUAUUAUUUAAACAUUUACUGCAAUUGUAUAUGAAUAUUGCUUUGCAGAGGUAGUUUUUAUGCAAAAUAAAAAUUCAACACAACUAAUACUAAUUCUAGUCACAGUGUAAAAUAUAGUGCAUGUAAGGUAAAUCUUUAAACAUGUUAUAUUUAUAUAAAUAUCCAUAUUAUUUGAUUUAUGUAAAGAAGCAAUUUACAAGCUUGUAUGUAAAAGUGACAAAAAUUAACUGUUUAAUGCUAAUAUAACCAUAAUAUUCUUUGAUAUGAAGAAUUGUUGACCCUCUCCACUCCCCCCCCCAGCCCCCUCCUGUCCACUCCCCAUGCUCUCCAAAAUAAAAUUAGGGAAGAAAAAAAACAAGUUCAAGUUAAUUAAAUGUCAAGUUUCUCAGGCUCGCAAUUCUGUGUUGUGUCAUAGUUGUUUUUGUUAUAUCAUUAAUUAUCAAUAACAUCAAACUACUUUACACUUGUUUAUUCUACACCUUUGCUUCCUCCUAUUUCAUUUAUUUAUUUCUAGUAAGAUCAUUUCAUAACUCCCAUUUAUAGCUCACCUGAGCAGAAAGUGCUCAGAGGUGAGAUUUUACAAUGGCAGUGUAUCUGUUGUUUGUCUUCUGUCUUUAUCCACAAUUUCUUUAAACAUCGCCCAUUAAACCUCUUGAUGGAUUUUGACCUAACGUCACAGGUGUGUUCCUUAAGUGGUCCUCCACAAAAGUUAUAUAAAUGGUUAUCACUUUGUUUACAUGCAUAUAGAUGUGUAUUGGAAAAUACGUUAAAGUAGUCUUUUGUGAAUCUUUAAUGCCAAGAUCUUUAGAUAUUUGCCCUUCAACUAUGGUAGCAGACAUCAACAAAUACAUUAAAAACUAUGCAACCUGACCAAGUUUGUCAAAAAUUGACAAAAUCAAAUGUGACCUUAAUACUGAAUUUAACAUUGAAAAAUAAAAAUUGUGACCGUUUCUUGCAAUGUAUCUCACGUGAGCAAUCAUUCACCAUCAUGAACCUCUUCUUAAGUUAGAUAGGAAAAACAUGAAAACAUUAAUGUAUUUGUACUUAGAAAUUUUAUGAAAUCUAUAUUAAGAGUAUAUUCAAUUUGAGGUACAUGUAUAGCUUGCACAAAAGAUACUCUUUAGGACCCUAAAAAAAUAAAUUAUGCCAGCAAAUCGCUAUGACAACAAAUUUAAGUUUAAAAUUCAAUCCCUAUAAAAAGUAAGGUUAAUUUGAAGCUUUCCAAUACAGAUUUGUAUGCAUUCCCUGGGACAAAACCUAUUUGUAUUUUGUUUUCAUACUUUUCUACAGUAACAGCCCUUUCAUAUAGGCAUAAAGCACUCACUUGUUCAUAUAUUAGGUAUGCAUAAUACUGUUGAAGGAACUUUGCCUUCAACCCUAAAACUGCUAAAUAACUUAACUAUAACUCACUGCUAACUUGACUUCUAACCCUCUCACUGGCAUGUUACUUUCCUGAAACACAGCAAAUUUACUUGAUCUUCCACUCUUGCACUGCAAAAUAAAUUUACCUUUUAUCUUUAGUCCUUUACACAGCUAAAUUACUUGACCUUCAACUCUCACACUGCCAAACAACUUUACCAUUAACCUUUCUGCAGCUAAAUUACUUGACCUUUAACUAUCACACUGCCAAACAACUUUACCAUUAACCUUUCUGCAGCUAAAUUACUUGACCUUUAACUCUCACACUGCCAAAUAACUUUACCUUUAACCUUUCUGCCGCUAAAUUACUUGACCUUCAACUUUCAUACUGCCAUACAACUUACCUUUAACCUUUCUGCAGCUAAAUUACUUGACCUUCAACCCUCACACUGCCAAACAACUUUAUCUUUGCACAGCUAAAUAACUUGACCUUUAACCCUCAUACUGCCAAAUAACUUUACCUUUAACCUUUCCACGGCUAAAUUACUUGACCUUCAACCCUCACACUGCCAAACAACUUUAUCUUUGCACAGCUAAAUAACUUGACCUUUAACCCUCAUACUGCCAAAUGAAUUUACCUUUAACCUUUCCACGGCUAAAUUACUUGACCUUCAACCCUCACACUGCCAAACAACUUUAUCUUUGCACAGCUAAAUAACUUGACCUUUAACCCUCAUACUGCCAAAUGAAUUUACCUUUAACCUUUCCACAGCUAAAUUACUUGACCUUCAACCCUCACACUGCCAAAUGAAUUUACCUUUAACCUUUCCACAGCUAAGUUAAUUAACCUUUAGCCAUCACACUAAUAAAUAGCUUUUUACCUCAUACCACUAAAUAACUUAACCUUCAGCACUCAUGCUGCUAAAUAACUUGACCUUUAACCCUCAAACUGCUAAAUCACUAAACUUUUGUGCCUCAUACUGUGAAAUAACUCGGCCUUUAAUUCUCAGGCUGCUAAAUAACUUGACCUUAAUAAUCCUCUCAUUUCAAUGUAACUUGACCUAUAACCCUUAUAUUGCCAAAUAAACUUUUUACCUUUGAUCCUCACACUGUUAAAUUUGAGCCGUGUCAUGACAAAACCAACAUAAUGCAUUUGCGACCAGCAUGGAUCCAGACCAGCCUGCACAUCCGCGCAGUCUGAUCAGGAUCCAUGCUGUUCGCUUACCAACUCUAUUUUAAGUAGAGAAACUGAUAGCGAACAGCAUGGAUCCUGAUCAGACUGCGCGGAUGCACAGGCUGGUCUGGAUCCAUGCUGGUCGCAAACGCAUUAUGUUGGUUUUGUCGUGACGCGGCUCAUUUUUAACUUUUAAACAGUAACAGUGUUGUGUUUUACCCUUGAUAAUACUCCAUUGGCAGUAAUAAUCUAAUCUAAAUUUGGGUUUAAAAUGAUUAAUGUGACAAAAGAAAAAUUUUCAAUACAUGUAUUUACAAAAAAAUAAAAUAGGUUUUCCAUUAUUUAAUGUUUAUCAAUGAAAAUAUAGGAAAUAUAGAUAGCGACAUGCAGUAAACGAUAUGAAUUAUAUCUCAUUAAUAAAAUCAUGUAAUUUUUUGAAGAAAUACAGGGAGCUAUUUUGCAGAUUUCUUUAUCUAUUUUCAUAUAAAAGUGAUUAAUUUUAAAUAAAUAAUAAAAAUAAUAAAUAAUGUAAAAUUUUCGUUAAAGAUUUAUUAAAGUGUAUUUUAUAAGCUUUAAGAAUAGUGUGUAAUUUUGAAAAAAAACAAACAUUGUUAGAAUUUUUUAUAAAUUUAUAUGUGUGUAUUUUUAGUACAUAUUUUUUCUUUUAGGAUGUCAAAUGUAAAAAAAAUUUGGUGUGAGAAGUAAUAUCAGUGUAUUAUUUAUGUAUACAAUGUAUUUGGCCAUAUGUCUGCCUCUGUUAUAAGUCAGGAGUUAUAUUUGAGUGUGAUGAUUUAUAAAUUAAAUUGACCUGUUGAUAAGUCAAAAGAAAGUUGUGAUCAUAGUUAUUCUCAGUAAAUUAAGAAACAAUCGUUUUUUUUAAAUUUGAAAUCACUUCAAAACAUUAUUGGGGCUUUCCUGAUCAUCCUGGGGUUGAUGCUAAUGUAUCACUUAUUAUUAAAGUAAUGUAUAUAACUUCAUGACUCAUUCAGCACUGAAACUAUUCACUUUAAACAUCACACAAAUGUGUCCAAGAUCAUAAUUUUAGGUCAAUGUCUGAGAUCAGUGACUGUAGCAUUGAUAUUUACUUAAUUAUGCAUAUUUGUAUAUUUGCAUAUUUGUAUACUUAAGUUUAUUCUUGGUUAAGGUUUUACUUGCAAGUUCUUUAUUUGCGGCCAUCAAAAGAUAUCACUGAAAAUUUACUAAGUGUCUUGUAGGUCAUCACUGACUUAGUCCUAUAAAUCUUCUGUGAAAUGAUUUACCUUAAUGAACUUUUAAAAUUCUCUCAAUGAAUAUAUUUUACUAUCAGGCAUUAAGAAUAGUCAAGUAGAGGAGUCCAUGACAAAGUGGUGUAGGUUUUUGCCUCAAACCAACUUACCCCUCAUCACCUUGGGUCGAAUUCCCCAAGGGAUUUUGGCAUCUUUCAUGUGAGGAAGCUAUCCAGAUUGCUAUCAAAACAAAGAUGGUUCUACUCAGGUGCCUGUUCAUGUCUGGAAUAAUGCACUGAGGGGUGUGUGAGGUUUUCCUCCACCAAUUAAGCUGGAAAGUCACCAUAUGACCAAGUCAUAUGCAAGUUAAAACCAAACCAAAAAGAGAGAGAUAGAAUAGUCGAGCAAACUGCCCAACUGGCAGCUCUUGUAUUUAUAUUUUCUGCAGUGCAGACGACAAGGUGCAAUAUUUUUCUGUCUUCAGAUCUCCACCAGUUUUUGUUCUUUCAUUCUCUUUAUUUUUUGUUACUUAAUUAUUUAUUUCCACUGUGAACAUUUUCUUAUACAUUUUGUAAUUAUACAUUAUUUACUUAUGUUACAUGUUGUUUUAUGUUUGUUAUGUUGAAAUUACUACAAGUCUACUGUGUUGAAUACUAUACAUAUUUAUUUUUUGUUUAAUAAUUCUUAUGAAUUAUAUUUUUGUUGUUGACUUAAUAUUAUAAUCUGUUCAGGUAUAUAUUUCUGUUGAAAUUAAAAUUUUUACUAUGAGAACAGAUUGGUUUUCAAAGAUAUUCAGUUGAUUCAUACAGGUAUUUAAGAAGUAUUAUUUUUCAAAAUUUAAAUGAGAAAGUGUUCUUUUUACCUGUUAACAUUUCUUAUUUUGGGUAUGUGAUAAAUAGCAUAUUACUAAAUUUAUUUUAACUUGUUAAAAGAUAUUACAUGAUGUUUACCAGAGGAUUGCAUAAUAUAAGUUUAUUCAACUCGUUCAAUAAAUUCAGUAUUGAACCUUCACUCAUUCAAUAUCUUCUGUAUUUAUGGUAGAAUUUUGCAGAAACAUUCCAUAGUAUUUGGCAACUGUAUAAAAUAUGCCAUUUCAUUUGGUACUUAAUAAUAAACACUUACUUAAAAACAUAAUAUAUUAAAUGAAUAACAUAGACAAUGUUUCUUGACAGUACAGAAAAUACAAUGAAUUUAUAAAAAAUCUUUGUGCCAAGUAUUUUUAUUAGCAUGCUAUAUACAUGCAUAGUUAUAUUGUAUAGGAAUCUUAUAUGAUUUGAUUAGUAUGAAAUAUGAUUUGUCAGUUUUCCAUGUGAGAGUAGACUUACUGAAAUUGUAUAAUUAUGAUUUAUAUGAAAUAAUAUAAUUAUGAUUUAUAUGAAAUAAUAUAAUUAUGGUUUAUAUAUUCUAUUAAAAAUACAUAGUUUAAAUACUUUUUAAGACAGGUUGCUGGUCCAUUUUCAGAGGCUGCUAAUUAGACAAUUAAGUGGUUGAAAUUAUAUUUUCUCCAAUGAAAUUGUUCCAUUUUUCCACUAUGUUGAUAUGUUUAAUUAUCAUUUAAUUGGCACCAACUUGUCAUUUAAUAGUAUCCCAUUAAAUCAGCAGCUUUGCUGUGUACAAGAUUCAAAUAAUUACAACCACUAUAUAGGUUAAUGUUAAUGAAAGGUCAGCAUUAAUUUCAGUGAUUGUGUCACACCAGAUAUAUCAUCACCUUAGUGCAGUAACAGGUUAACUCCCAUUGAAGUUUAAUAGGAGUUAAGCAGUUACUGCACCAAAGUGAAGAUUUAUACAUUUUGUAAUUUCUUUAAUGCUGAUUAACAAAAACUAACAUAUACUAAAAAAAAGAAGAAAAAAAACAAAUUUCAAGUUUUGCGAAUUAUUUUGGUAAAUUUUUUGGACUAUCAGACCUUGUUUUGAUAAGACGUCAACUUAGUGCAGUUAUGACUUAACUCCUUAUAUAAUUUAAUAGGAGUUAUCCCAAUUCUGCACGAAAGUGAUGAAGUAUUUAUUCACUUAAAGCCUUUAAUUAGGAGGAUUCUGGUCAUAUUUUAUUAAGAUAGAAUUAGAGAAUAAUAAGGAUAUAAAGAGGAACUUCCAGUUUGAAUCUGGCCAUUUUCAAUUUUGGGGAUAUCAAAGGUAAAUAUUAAAGUUAGUCAGCUAACAGUCCAGAGCCUGGUCAAACUGCAUAGAUGUGCAUGUUGGCCUGGCUCUAUACUGGUUGCUAGGGCUAAUCAUAUUUCGGUUCCAGCAGGGUAAGGGUGAGGGAAGUUUUGUUAUUUGAUAAAUUAUAUUGAGGUUUCCUGUGCUACAUUACUGAUGUGAUUGAUUCUUGAUGCUCAUUAAGAUAUGACAGUGUUGUGGUGAAAUGUUGUGGUGAAACAUUAACUGGUCGGUUAAGGUAUCUGACUUUAAAUCAUGAACCACCUCACACCUGUGAGUUUGGAGUGGACACUUACAUGUGAGCAAGGUUAUUUGGAUUUUAUCCAGGUUUUCUCAUGCCUGAAAUAAUUCUCCAAAAGACAUGUUGAUGAAAAGUUAAGAGCAAAAGAUAUGUGGUAGCAAAGGUGAGUCAUUCUGACUGCUAGCACUCUUGAGGGUUAUAUCAUGCUAGGUUAUGUUUUACUUAAGAGAUAACAUAGAUAUAUAAUAUAAAAGCAAUAUAAUAUUCAAUGUAACACUGUCCUAACUCAAUGAUCUUUAAGAAAAAUAUUACAACACUCAUGCAUUAGGACCUCAAAAAUGAAAGUUAUUGUUCCAUUUAUUAUUAAGUAAACCUGUCUUAAUUAUUGUUGCAAGAGGAAAAUAUGGAUAUUUUGUUUUGAUAUGUAUAAUUUAUAUUGUCUGGUAGAACAUAUGAGCCGCGUCACGACAGAACCAACAUAGUGCGUUUGCGACCAGCAUGGAUCCAGACCAGCCUUGGCAUCCACGCAGUCUGAUUAGGAUCCAUGCUGUUCGCUUACCAACCCUAUUACAAGUAGAGAAUAUGAUAGCGAACAGCAUGGAUCCUGAUCAGACUGCGCAGGCUGGUCUGGAUCCAUACUGGUCGCAAGCGCACUAUGUUUGUUUUGUUGUUACGCGG